AUGGCCGAACCUCCUCUUCGUCGUCUUCGCAAUUGCGCGCUGGCCAUCAUCUGUGCAAGACCCAAGGAAGCCACGAUAAUAUCCUCUAUGCUCAGGACGAGCACCACAAUCAGUGGUGACAGCGUAGAUGGUGUCGACAACGGGCAUGAGUUUAUGCUCGGAGAAAUGAAAAUCAUAACAGGAAAGGCGACAUCUCAGAAAUUGAAGUUCUACGUGACGAGCAGCCUAUCUCAGGGGCUGGUGCCAUUCGCCAUCAGCGCCGGGGCUCUCAUUUCAGUCUUGAAGCCUCGCUUUGCGAUUCAUGCCGGAAUCUGUGCCGGCAAUGGAAACUUGAAGAAUUCCAAGAGACCAGAGGAUGGAACCAUCACCAGGUGUACCCACAGUGUCACGGAUGUAAUCGUCACCGAUGAAGCCAUGAGCAUAGAGUCGGGCAAGUUCACUACAUCAAGCUUCUUACCCGAAUACAAACCGCACCAUACCCACGUCGCUGGGCUAGAAGCUUUCGUCGAAGCAACCGAGACGGUCCCGAACUCAGAAGCACGAGUACACUAUGGCCCUUUCCUGUCGAGUUCUGCAGUGCGUGAGAAUGCACCCGAGAUUUUCGAAAGAAUUCGCUCGACGGUGAACCGUAAAGUACUCGCGCUUGACAUGGAAGCCAGCGCAUUCCUAGAGCUGUGUGCCCACUACAAGCACGCAAACGUCCGCACUCUCGGCGUUUUCAAAGGCGUGUCAGAUGUCGGUGAUGAGAAUAAGAGUGACGAUUUCCAAAAGGAAGCCUUGCGUAACACAGGCACGGUCUUGUCGGAAUGGAUCCAGCACACCUUUCGAUCGAGAACAUGGGAGGCAGACAACUCUGCUGAGAUGGGUACAAGGCUUGCCAAAGCCUACUACCAGAACUUCAUCUCGCACGUACUCAACGCCGUAUCAGGUGGCAUACCAGCAUCCGAGAUUGAAGGCGGCUUCAAGGGCCUCUCGUCAGGGGAAGUUCCUUCGAUGUUGAUUGUGAUGCCUCCGCAAAACAGAGUGACUUAUUUCGCACAUCAAGGCCAGCUCCAGGGUAUCGUAGAAAGUCACGGCUUACAAGAUGUGAAAGUCGGAAGGGGAGCCUUCACAAGGACAGCCUUCUUCAAAGGUCGCUAUCUCAUAGACUUCCCUCGGACAUUGAACGAUCUCAUCGACUCUGACGAGCCACAACAUCAAGCCUCGCUCUUCGAGAGGCAUCUCUUGGUGCAACCGUUCUUCAAUACCGAGGGACGGCCUUCUCGCAGCGUGUCAGCUGAAGUGAUUUCGUGGAACGAUUUUGUGAAGAGAUUUCCUGCAACAACCAUGGUCGUUGUGACAGGUGCUGAUCGUGACGACGACGCCGUUCUGGUUUCAUAG
Molecule: messenger RNA, 1380 nt
Organism: Zasmidium cellare ATCC 36951
Lineage: Eukaryota; Fungi; Ascomycota; Dothideomycetes; Mycosphaerellales; Mycosphaerellaceae
Exons: 5
Coding region: 1-1380 (459 amino acids)
Biological process (GO): nucleoside metabolic process
Cellular component (GO): cytosol
Molecular function (GO): adenosylhomocysteine nucleosidase activity; methylthioadenosine nucleosidase activity
Source: RefSeq, a predicted model, not a curated record